Messenger RNA from Topomyia yanbarensis, 1143 nucleotides. RefSeq lists its product as uncharacterized. NCBI's taxonomy places the organism in Eukaryota, Metazoa, Arthropoda, Insecta, Diptera, Culicidae. The record is from RefSeq and is a predicted model, not a curated record. The transcript has 2 exons. Bases 211 to 1143 code for a protein of 310 amino acids.
UUGAACAGCUGAUGCUUAUCAGCGCAACGUGCAUAGUGAGAUAAGCGAAACAAAAUUUAAUGAAACAGGCACCGGUUAAGAAAGUUUUAUUCUAUUAUAAAUACGACCUCUACAAUAAUAAUUUGUUUGCCCAAGUUCUAUUUAUAAAAUUGCUUGUCGCAAAUGCAAUAAUAAUAAUAUAAUAUAAUAUUACAAUAUUAAUACAAUAUAAUGACGAAUUAUGAAUACACAUGCAGUUGUGAAUUAAAAAGCCAUAUUUACCUGGAUAUUUUGGAAACGACAAAACUAGACAAAGCCUUGGACCAAUUGAUUGAUUCAGCGUGGGACGACGAUGACGAGGAAAGCGACGAGUUGCUGGUCUCCUUCAUCAGUACAGCUAAAAAAGAAACCACAUUUAUAUCCAAGGAAAACCUGGUUGAUGUCCUAAAUUCCAGUCAGCAUCAAAAGAUAAACGGCUCAGCAAAUAUAAUUUUAACCGAUUUAAACAAAAAUGAGUCGUGUAAUUGUCGAGCAGUUUCCCGUCGAUUAUCCGUUUUGCUGAGUUGGGGUCUCGCUGAACUAAAAUUUAGCGAUGUUCCUAACGAACAACGAUUACUAGAGGUACUGGGGCAUAUACAACCCUUUGCCAAAUCAUUCAGUACUGACAACAGUUUGAAAGGCUUUCUGCAGCAAAUCUGGAAUUACGCCAUCGAAACAGGGAAAUCGAGUAUCGUUUCAAAAUUAGUUACGAUAGAGCCUAGUAAGAUUGAUCAGUUGAUCGAAAACUUACUGAAUAUCGAUUCGAUGGAUUUUGAUUUUCUAUCUGAGAAUACAGACUUCAAAAUAUUGGCAUCGAUCGUUUGCGUACCGGAAGUAUUCAGACGGGUUAGUUUAUGUUUAGCGGAAAAACAAAUGAAUUCGUCCAGUGACAAGAUUCAGACGUUGGUGAAUGUUAUCUUAAAAACUGUAAAAGCGGCUUUACCUAAACGUCAAUAUUUAAAUUUAUACUCUCCUAAACUCAGUACAAUCGCCGCUAUUUUAAACGAGGCUAUUAAUCCGGAUGAUCCACUCGUAUUAAGUUUGCUAACCGAAGUUAAAAAUUCAUGUUAUGUUGAUUUUGUUGUUUUAGUAACUCACUUUUCCUUAUUUAUAAAUUUGAAAUAA